Messenger RNA from Dalotia coriaria, 756 nucleotides. Its product is annotated as lipase 3-like. The record is from RefSeq and is a predicted model, not a curated record. The transcript is spliced from 3 exons. Lineage: Eukaryota; Metazoa; Arthropoda; Insecta; Coleoptera; Staphylinidae. The coding region runs from base 31 to 699 and encodes 222 amino acids.
CAUGGCCAGGGUACCACAGUAUUUUAUGUCAUGGCUUCUGUGAGACCAGAAUACAACGAUAAGAUUCGAGGUCAUUAUAGUUUAGCACCCACUGCUUAUAUGAAUCAUAUGACCAGUCCACUAUUAAGACUUUUGGCAGUGGCUGAUGGAGGUCUGAGGUUCAUAUUUGAUUUGAUAGAAAUGUACGAGUUCCUUCCAAGCAAGGGUUUUCUAACUAUGGUUGCUAAAAAGUCUUGUGGGCAUGCCAUAUUUCAGCCUUUGUGUACCAACGCUCUUUUUGCACUUUGUGGUUUCAAUAACAAACAAUUCAAUGCUACCUUAUUGCCCAUCGUUAUGGGCCACACUCCUGCUGGAUCGUCCCUAAGACAAGUUUUACAUUACGCUCAACUUGUGAAUAGCGGUAAAUUCCGCCAAUACGACUUUGGUUUGUUUGGAAAUCAUAAGAAAUAUGGACGUCUAACACCUUCAAAUUAUAACCUUAAGAAGAUCACCGCUGCUGUUUAUCUUUUUUACAGCCACAAUGACUGGCUUGCAUCGGAAACUGAUGUAAGGAAGCUGAAACAACAAUUGGUUAAUACUCAAAUUAGUAAGCUGGUAUUAAAUACCAAUAAUCAAUUUAAUCAUCUGGACUAUCUUUAUGGAAUUGAUGCAAAAACUCUUGUUUAUGACAAGGUUUUCGAGGUAAUGUUACUUCACUAAAAGUUUUACAUAUUAUAACUCUCACAGAACCCAAAUAUAUUUCAAAUUUGAUUAAAA